UCUUCCUCGAAUCGCUUCUCCAUUUUCGAGAACAAUCAGAGAGAAAGCGUUGAUUCGAAGCAGAAAAAAUGGUGAAUUUCUUGUUGGCGAUCACGGCAGAGCUUGAGAAUCUCACUAACCUUCAGCCGCAAGGCGGUGUUACUGAUCCUGACUUCCCUUACCACUUCAAGCUGAAAUGUGGCAAUUGUGGUGAGAUCACCCAAAAGGAGACUUACGUGAUCUUAAGUGACACUGUUCCUCUUCCCAUAGGCAAGGGCACGACCCACCUUAUUCAGAAGUGCAAGUUCUGUAGCAGGGAUGGUACAGUAACCAUGAUCACUGGCCGAGGCCGCGCACUGACUCACGGUGAUAGUCAAGCUGGAAAAUAUGCACCCCUGAUGUUAUUUGAGUGCAGGGGUUUUGAGCCUCUGGAGUUUGCUUUCCUGGGAGAAUGGCAAGCUGAAUCGCUCGAGGGAACAAAAUUUGAAGGUAUCGAUUUGUCAGGAGAUGAGUUUGCUGACUAUGAUGAAAAAGGCGAGUGUCCAGUGAUGAUUUCCAACCUUCGUGCCACUUUUAAUGUAGUGAAGUAGAUUCUCCAUUGCUCUAAUUUCUGCUAUUGGUACAUAGAGAGGAAAGUAUAACUGUUUUGUACUGUCAAAGUGUGUAAAAGUUGCUAACUACUGAGGAUGGGAGUGUUAGUUUUCAAUGUACAUUGAACGCAAUCUACUUGCAGAAGCUUACUGUUUGAGUCAUGAUGGUUACAUUCGUGAACAAGCCCAUUGGUACUAUGCCAAUAUUAUCUUUUAGGCUUCUUUAAAAGAGCCAAUCUUGAUUGUGUUGA
Molecule: messenger RNA, 820 nt
Organism: Nicotiana attenuata
Lineage: Eukaryota; Viridiplantae; Streptophyta; Magnoliopsida; Solanales; Solanaceae
Product: UPF0587 protein C1orf123 homolog
Exons: 4
Coding region: 69-569 (166 amino acids)
Molecular function (GO): zinc ion binding
Source: RefSeq, a predicted model, not a curated record